Diuraphis noxia (Russian wheat aphid) is the source of this 249-nucleotide messenger RNA. RefSeq lists its product as uncharacterized. Lineage: Eukaryota; Metazoa; Arthropoda; Insecta; Hemiptera; Aphididae. The record is from RefSeq and is a predicted model, not a curated record.
AUGGCUGAUGGUGAAAAGUUAAGUCGUAAGAUGAUUUUUCCAUACACAUUCACAUCUAAAGUUGUACAGUUUCCGUUCAAACUACAUUUAAAUAAUCAUUGGAUGUUCCCGUGGUUAAUGGGAGCAACUGUAAUUGUUUCACCUAUAUUUUAUCUCAUACAGAAAGCUGCCAACUCUGAAGCUAAUGUAAAGUUGUGGGCCGAGAAAAGAAGGAAAGAAGAAGAACAUUACAAACAUAAGUGGGAUUAG